AGUCGCGCGUUAACCCGGGCCCAGAGGCGGGCACGGCCCGGGGCCAGGGGCAGGCGCCGCCUCCGCCUCCGCUCCGGUCCCCGGAAGGCACGAUCGCCCACGAACCCGUGGCGGGCGGGGAUCGCUCCUCCCCGAGAGACGCCAGUCUCGUGGACUGAGGAAGAGCUGGCGGCAGGAGCCGGGAGGCAGCCGUGAGGGUGGCAGCACCGGUUCGCCUGAGAUGAAAGCUUGUGGGGGCGGACUCGGCCGCAGGAGCCCCGUGCCCGCUGUCCAGACGAGGCGGCCGCGGACCCCAGGGCACCGCGUGGGUCCUUCCGCCUAAGGACGCCGCGGGGACACCAUGGCGGCGCCGGCCAAGCCCGCGGAGCCGGCCCCCUGCCCCCAGGAGCCGCCGCGGGGGAAGCCGGCCCUCGGCUGGGGCUCCCUGCUCGGCCCCCGCAGUGAGAGGAUCCUCUUGGCCAAGAGCGCCGGCACCACCGAGGAGGGCGUGCUCACCGUCACCAUCACCGAGACCACAGUCAUCGAGGCCGACCUGGGCGUGUGGAGCUCGCGGGCGCUGCUCUACCUCACGCUCUGGUUCUUCCUCAGCUUCUGCACCCUCUUCCUCAACAAGUACAUCCUCUCGCUGCUGGAGGGCGAGCCCAGCAUGCUGGGCGCUGUGCAGAUGCUGUCCACCACGUGCAUCGGCUGCCUGAAGAUCUUCGUGCCCUGCUGCCUGCACCAGCACAAGGUCCGGCUCGCCUACCCGCCCAACUUCCUCAUGACCAUGCUGUUCGUGGGCCUCAUGAGGUUCGCCACGGUGGUGCUGGGCCUGGUCAGCCUCAAGAACGUGGCGGUGUCGUUCGCCGAGACGGUGAAGAGCUCCGCCCCCAUCUUCACCGUGAUCAUGUCCCGCAUGAUCCUGGGGGAGUACACGGGCCUGCUGGUCAACCUCUCCCUGGUCCCUGUCAUGGGAGGCCUGGCCCUGUGCACAGCCACCGAGAUGAGCUUCAACAUCCUGGGCUUCUCCGCCGCGCUGUCCACCAACAUCAUGGACUGUUUGCAGAACGUUUUCUCAAAGAAGCUGCUCAGCGGGGACAAGUACCGGUUCUCGGCGGCCGAGCUGCAGUUCUACACGAGUGCCGCUGCCGUGGCCAUGCUGGUUCCCGCCUGGGUCUUCUUCAUGGACCUGCCGGUGCUCGGGCGGAGCGGGAGGAGCUUCAGCUACACGCAGGACGUGCUGCUGCUGCUGCUGCUGGACGGCGUGCUGUUCCACCUGCAGAGCGUCACGGCCUACGCCCUCAUGGGCAGGAUCUCCCCCGUGACCUUCAGCGUCGCCAGCACCGUGAAGCACGCCCUGUCUGUCUGGCUCAGCAUUAUCGUUUUUGGCAACAAAAUCACCAGCCUGUCAGCCGUGGGCACCGUCCUGGUGAUGGCGGGCGUGCUGCUCUACAACAAGGCCCGGCAGCACCAGCGGGAGGCCAUGCAGAGCCUGGCCUCGGCCAGCUGGACGCCGGAGGACGGCACUGAGCCUCUGGUGCCCAAGGACCCCCGGCCGCACCACUGAGCGCCUGGGCCGAGGUGCACGACCGCCGUCAGCUGGGCAGGGAGGUGCGUGUGCGGCCGGUCCUGCCCCUUUCAGGGCUGCAGUCCAAACCAGCGGAAUAUGGGGACCCCCGACGUGGGCUCCCCGGGGCUGACCAGAGCCAGCUGCCGCUGAGCCAUCGCCAUGGAAUGUGAAAACUGCCCCAGCAGCCCCAGGCCAGACUCGGAGGGCUGGGACCCGCUGGCCUCUGCCUGGCCCUCACUGGGCACCCAGCUCUCCCUGCAGCAGGCCCGGCGAUUCCUCUGUGGGCGACACCCCCACAGAGGGGACCACUGUGAGCGCUCCCUGCUGGUGCUGAAGGAGAGAUCUCAGCCCACACCAGCCAGCAGAGGCCACCAUGCCCGGGGCCUGGGCACAGAGGCCAGGGAAGUCCAUGCCAUGGGGCCUGGCAGGGAGUGGGGAGGGGACACGGCAGGAAGGGGUCCCUGCGGCUCUGCCGGGAGCCGGGCUUGGGCAUCCCUCCGGGUGGACGGCGGGCAGGGAGGUGGGAAAGGGUGCGGUGUUGGCAGUGCUGGUCUGUGUGUGGAGCAGACGGUCGUUUUGUGAAAAGGAACCACGGGCACCAACGCUCUGUGCCCAGAGCUGACCAGGGACCACGCGUGUUUGUGUCUGAGUUGGGCUGCGACUCCCAACCUGUGGGGGACGCUCCGCUGCAGGCAGUCUUCGGCUCCUCUGCGCCUUCGACCAGCGUCGCUGAGCCCGGGCUGGGCAGAAGAGCCCUCCUGGUGAGAGGUCUGGCCCUGAGUUCUAGGACUGAAUUCCCCAGAAAAGGAACAGGAGGCCCUCACUCCCCGACCCGUCCCCCUCCUGCUGUUCAGGCCCCUGGUUCCCGCGGUUUCCAAUGGAAAUGGAACAGAGCCUCCCGGGAGGCCCGGCCUCUAGGAAACACAGCAAUAAUCACGUCGUGUGAAGUCCUGCCGACUUGAAGACGCCUGCCCUAAGAUGAAGCCACCGCGGCCUUUACACCGCUCGGCCGUUCUGCGGGCUGACCGCGUCCGAGGACAGGCCGGGCCCGCCUGCAGGCUCUGCCUCACCGGACGCCUCUGCGACCUCCCAGGGCUCUGUCCCCUCCUCCUCUGCUCCCCGAAAACCAGCCAAGGAGGGCUCCCCACCGGCGGCCUGGGUCUGUGAGGACCAGCCUGAAAGCACUGCUUCCCGGCUCCUGCCCCCUCAGAGGCCAGCCGGGCGGGACGGGCACAGAGAAGGGCUCCCCGCAGACCCUGUCAUCAGUAGACGUGGCCUCCCGCCCCAGGAUCGGCAGGGACUGACGGGCCCCGCCCUCCACUCUCCGGUGGCUUUCCGCCCAUCUUUAAUUUCUGGGUUUUGGACCACAAACAAAAUGAAGACUUUCUUAAAUUAUUCGUAAAUGAGGCAACUUCCUGCAAAGCUGCUUUGGAGACUCCUCUGGUCGGGGCUGUGGCCGGCGUGCCCUCACUCGGGGCUGGCAUUCCUUCCAUUCCUCCGUUCCCCGCCACAGUCUCGGUUCCGGGCGCUGCCGGGAGUCAGCCGCAGCCGCACUCGGCCUUUGGAGUGACUGCAGACGUGAUGUUUUUCACGAACUUGGUCUCCUUUUUAGUGUGUCCUCGCUGAACGGUCUCAGGUGUGCGCACCAGCGAUGACCUGGGAGUCGUGGCCCAUGGCCACGCCCGUGUCCGGUUGUCUGUGCCUGUGUAAACCCUGGAACCAGGCCCGCCCGUCGCUGGCUCACGCCCAGCCACACCGAGACGCGUCCAGAUCUUUGGCUUUCAAAGCGUCCACUACUGAACUGCAUAGAAAGCCUCGUGUUUUUAACGUCCAACAGUCAUCAUUCCUGCACAGCAGCGUGAGCGUUGUCUGCCUUAGGGAGCUGAGAACAUCCUUGCACAACCCGAAAUGUGUCUCUAAUUUGAGAAAAAAAUAAACACGAUGAACAGUAAACAGGAAAAAA
Pipistrellus kuhlii (Kuhl's pipistrelle) is the source of this 3512-nucleotide messenger RNA. It is a transcript of the gene SLC35E2B, whose product is annotated as solute carrier family 35 member E2B. The coding region runs from base 341 to 1546 and encodes 401 amino acids. Gene Ontology annotation, molecular function: antiporter activity. The record is from RefSeq and is a predicted model, not a curated record. Lineage: Eukaryota; Metazoa; Chordata; Mammalia; Chiroptera; Vespertilionidae. The transcript has 10 exons. Gene Ontology annotation, cellular component: Golgi apparatus.